Messenger RNA from Gracilinanus agilis (Agile Gracile Mouse Opossum), 4764 nucleotides. RefSeq names its product MAPK interacting serine/threonine kinase 2 (gene MKNK2). Gene Ontology annotation, biological process: intracellular signal transduction; peptidyl-serine phosphorylation; protein autophosphorylation. Gene Ontology annotation, cellular component: cytoplasm; nucleus. Bases 103 to 1512 code for a protein of 469 amino acids. Gene Ontology annotation, molecular function: ATP binding; calmodulin binding; calcium/calmodulin-dependent protein kinase activity. The transcript is spliced from 14 exons. The record is from RefSeq and is a predicted model, not a curated record. Lineage: Eukaryota; Metazoa; Chordata; Mammalia; Didelphimorphia; Didelphidae.
CGGCGGCGGCGCUGCGCCCUCAGGUCCGGGCUGUGAUUCCAUCGGCAGCAGCUGCAGUAGCACUGGGGAGCCCCCGGCCUCGGUCCUGAUCCCGGACAAAAAAUGGUGCAGAAGAAAGCAGCUGAACUUCAGGGUUUCCAUCGUUCGUUCAAGGGACAGAAUCCUUUCGAGCUGGCCUUCGCCGUCAACCAGUCCAACCACCUAGAAUCUGUCUUCAAUUUCGAGUGCCCGGCCCGCCCUGACAUGCCCUCGAGCCAGCCUAUCGACAUCCCCGACGCUAAGAAAAGGAGCAAGAAGAAGAAACGAUGCAGGGCCACCGACAGCUUCUCUGGAAGGUUCGAAGAUGUUUACCAGUUGCAGGAUGAAGUGCUGGGGGAGGGAGCCCAUGCCCGCGUCCAGACCUGCAUCAACCUCAUCACCAACAAAGAAUACGCCGUGAAGAUCAUCGAGAAGCGCCUGGGCCACAUACGGAGUCGGGUGUUUCGGGAGGUAGAGAUGCUAUACCAGUGCCAGGGACAUCGAAAUGUCCUUGAACUGAUAGAAUUCUUUGAGGAAGAAGACAGAUUCUACUUGGUGUUUGAGAAGAUGAGGGGUGGCUCCAUCCUCGCUCAUAUCCAUCAGCGACGUCAUUUCAACGAGUUUGAGGCCAGCAUGGUUGUCCAGGACAUUGCCAGCGCCCUUGACUUCUUGCACAAUAAAGGGAUUGCACACAGGGAUCUUAAGCCUGAAAACAUCCUCUGUGAAAAUCCUGACCAGGUAUCUCCAGUCAAGAUCUGUGACUUUGACCUGGGCAGCGGCAUCAAGCUCAACGGGGACUGCUCUCCCAUCUCCACCCCGGAGCUGCUCACCCCGUGUGGCUCGGCGGAGUACAUGGCCCCCGAGGUGGUGGAAGCUUUCAAUGAGGAGGCCACCAUCUAUGACAAGCGUUGUGACCUGUGGAGUCUCGGGGUCAUCCUCUACAUUCUGCUCAGCGGCUACCCACCCUUCGUGGGCCACUGUGGCAGCGACUGCGGCUGGGACCGGGGUGAAGCUUGUCACACCUGCCAGAACAUGCUUUUUGAGAGUAUCCAGGCAGGCAAGUACGAGUUCCCCGACAAGGACUGGGCCCAUAUCUCCUUUGGAGCCAAAGACCUCAUCUCCAAGCUGCUCGUCCGGGAUGCCAAGAAGCGGCUGAGUGCGGCUCAGGUCCUGCAGCACCCCUGGGUGCAGGGGUGUGCACCGGAUAACACCUUUCCCACUCCAAUCAUCCUGCAGAGAAACAGCAGUGCCAAAGAACUCACCUCCUUCGCAGCAGAGGCAAUCGCCGUGAACCGCCAGCUGGCCCAGCGUGAAGAAGAUGAAGAGGAGGAGAACCGACCAAUCGUCAUCAAAGCUACCUCGCGUUCCAUGCAGCUGUCGCCACCAUCCAAGUCAAAGCUGGCCCAGCGGCGGCAGAAGGCCAGCCUGUCCAAGGCCCCGCCGGCCCCCCAGCACCUGGUCAGCCCCUUGGUCCUGGUCAGCGACCACAUGUAACAGCCCCCACCGGGUCCCCCUCCAGCCCCUCCUGCGCAUUCAUCCCGUUGAGGUUUGGGGGGGAGUGGGGGAGGGGGUCGGGUUUUUUUUUUGUUUGUUUUCUUUUUUUUUUUUUUAAGCUGUUGCCAGCCGGCGAUCACUCCCUCCUCUGGCUGGUUUCCAGGGAGUUCAGCUGAUCUUGGGAGUCGUUUUUUUUAUAAACAUUUUUUAAAUGGUCUAAUGGUAUUUACCAACAAAGAAGAAUGCGGCACGCAUCGAAGGGCGUGCGGCACACUGACAUUUGUGGGUCCUUUUUGUCGUUGAGGGUCUCCUCGCUUCCCACACCAAAGGAUGCGCCGUAAGCUCAGCUCAGCCCAUACUGUGAAAGAUGGCCAGUCAGAUGUGUGAAAAGUCGCAUGGCUCUGCACCCCGUGCCCCAUCUUCCAGCCCUCGCUUUACCCUCGCUCCCCUCCCAGACAGUGUAAACAAUCUUAAGUCUUCCAGAGCCGGCUAUGGGGUGGGAAAGUGCGGGUGGUGGAGGGGGGGUGCGGAGAGAGAGGCCCCCCCACGGAUGUGCAUAUUAUAUAUAUGUAUAUAUUUUACGUAUAUACGUAUAUAUGAAGUUCAUUUCGCCUUCAUCCACCCCGUGGGAAAUUCUCAGUAUUUAAGGGAGAUUUUCCCACCUGUCCUGGGUGCCGUGUGGAGAAGGGAGCAAGAGCUCUCCUUCUCUUUUACUGUUCUUCCCUUCUUGACCCCCAAGCUGUCCUGUUGGGGGGCUGGCUUGGAGGAGAAGGCUAGCACACCUGGCUGCUUUGGGGUAGCAGCAGGACCCAAGAGGACGAUUCUGUGCGGGGAAGGUAGAACCCACACCCCAUUGGGCCACUCCUCCAGGGCUCCCCUCUCUCCCCUCAUCUUCCUCUCCUUCCCCCAUCCCACCCCAUCCCUGACUGGCCAGAAUGUAAUCGAAGAGCAGGGUGGUGGCUGGCUUUCUUCCUUUCUCAGCCUCCACCUGCAAAACUCCUCCUUCUUCUCCCUCCUCUUCCUCCGCCCCCCAGCUCCUGGGGCAGACAAUCUGGGUCUUUUUUAAAUUUCCUUUAUUUUUCUUUUUUUCUCAUGGGGCCCUAUUAGGUAUUGGCCUCCCUGGGGGAAGCAAACCUACCCGACUGCUAGUGAUGGGGACAAGACACUGCUGGAAGGUGCUGGUCUGGUCGUUAAAAUACGGGUGAUUGCCGCGUCCCAGGCAGGGAGGAAGGAGAGCGGGGUGCUCCAUGGUCCCCGGGUUUGUGGCCCUUACCCCUACACCCCCCGUGCCCCGGUCAAACUCGUGCCAACCUUGGGGGAGACAGGGAGGAGAGAGGGUGUCCGGGAAGACCGAGGGGGAGCUUUGUUUUACCUUCCUUGGCUGGAACAGGCUGCUCAGGUACCUCGUGCUGAUUGGCAUUGGGGCCCAACAAUGCCCAUUUUCAGGGUUCAGGAUGAAUGGGGCAGUGACGUGCUCACGGCAGUGGGGAGGAUGUCCCCACAGAACACUGAAACCUGAAGUUUAAAACCCUCUCCAGCCCCUCGGGGCCACCCACAUUCAGGAAGAAAGCUUGAAGCUUCCUGCCUGGGCUUGGGGCAUCCUGGAUCUUGGGGUUCAGCUGACCCAAGGUAGGGGAGGAAGGCUCUAGUCAGCUCUGACGCGACACUCUUCCCGGGAUCCUCUCCAGCGCCCUCCCCGGAGCGGGCACUCUCCGGCCGCGGUGGGGGGCUUUCUUCCCCACCCCACACCCCCUUUGGAUUCCGGGCUGUGAUCUACUAUGCAAUACCAGUGCCGUCUUAUGUAUGUCCAGAUAUACACAGAUCUGCGUGUGUAUCUAUGGAGAGGGAGAAUCUCGUCUUCCCCUGCCAGGGAGGGGAAGGCGCCGGGGCGCGUUGGGCGGGAAGUCCUCAGGUUUUCUUUAGGCGGUUCCCCCAAGCCUCACACAGCAUUUUUCUCGUCCCCUCGGCCCGUCUUUCUUGGCUAUGGAAGUCUCCUUCGGUCCUCUCUCCCUCGAGGGGUCUGGAUCUCGCCGGGGAGGAUUCUGGGGAAACCGUAGUCUUGCUUCUUCAGAGUCCGAGGUCUUUGAUUGUACAUUGUGUUUUUAUAGGGAUUUUUGGAGCAAUUUUGUUUUUAUUCUCACUUGUAGAUUUCACCCUGCCCCCCCCAUGCUCCCCCCACUCCCUCCAAUCCCUACCCAACGGGUAUUUGUCUUAUAUUAAGAAUACUUGAAUGGUGUACGUCGGGGUCGGGCUAUCCCCACACGACACCUGGAAUCCUGGUCACACCUGGGGGAGGGGGAACAGCUUUUACAAAAAAAAACAAAAACGACUCCCUCCUCCUGUUACCCCCCCUCCAGAUGCCUUGACCCCUCCCCCUCCCCCAAUCUUCUUUGGACAUACCUGGCAGGCCAGGGCAGGACCUGGAGGAUCGCCGUUUCCUCCCCUACUGACCUCCUGAGUGUUGUGGGGCGGGCCAUGACAGAGGAGGACGAUGGAGAGGCGGCCUUCCGAUCUCGGGCCCCUCACUCCGGCCCCCUUGGUGGGUCACUUCCGACUCCUUUCCAAAGACACUGUCUGCAGUAUCUGAAGUUUCUUGACUAGGACAGGGGAAUAAAAGGCAAAUCAGUAGUGGUUCUUUCCAGCUGGGAGUUUUCUGGAGUUUUUUUUUUCUUCCCCCCCCCAAAAAAAACCCAACAACAAACAACAACAAAUGGCUAUUUUCCCCUGCUAAUCAGAACAGAUCAGAUACUGAUGACUGACUUUGUUUUUGUUUCUUAAAUUUAGGUUCACUUUCUACUUCCUGCCCAAUUCUUCUCCCCCCACCCCCAGUCCCCCUAAAGCCAAUUAAUUCAACUUGGAACUGGUUGGAAAUGUUACUGUGAACCUGACUUUUUCAAGGCUCAUAAAGAGAUGCAACCCCCCUGUCCUCACCCCAACCUGGGGUAGGCCAUUCUCGAAAGUGGCCGCAAUGAUGUCACACACUGCACUGCUGGUAUCCAAGACUGGCCCCCCCAAACCCCCCCAUGAGAGAGGGCAUGUCAGAUUAGAAACUGCUGAAAAAAAAAUACAACCAACAAACAGACACCAACCCAACAGAAAGAAAAGGAGGGGAAAAAAGCACUUUAACUAUGGGGUACCAGGUAAACUGAUACAGCUCAAGAGUUUUCCUUUAUAACAACGAUCAAAUGCCAGAAUUUUGUAUUCUGUUUUGUAAGAAUUUAAUAAAAGCAUUGCAACCUAUUGACUGUCAAA